Molecule: messenger RNA, 2788 nt
Organism: Mus caroli (Ryukyu mouse)
Lineage: Eukaryota; Metazoa; Chordata; Mammalia; Rodentia; Muridae
Source: RefSeq, a predicted model, not a curated record
AUGCCUCAACUUCUUAACAGCAUUCUCAAUGUAAGCAAGGUUUUCCAGGACUAUGCUGAAUAUCAUGGGGUAGGCGCUUCACUGAGCAAGAAGGAGUUGAAGCAGCUGCUCCUCACUGAGUUUGGAGACAUCCUUCGGAGACCAAACGAUCCAGAAACUGUGGAAACCAUUCUGGAACACUUGGACCGAGACAGAAAUGGAUAUGUUGAUUUUCAUGAAUACCUCUUGCUGGUAUUCCAAUUGGUACAAGCCUGCCAUCAUAAGCUAGAUGGUAAGUUCCAUGGAUCUAGAACCUCCUCCGAGAGAGAACAUGAUCAGGAAGGAACACGGAGCCAUAAAUUUUCAAAAAGCGCAGGCAGACAACAUAGGCAGAGGUAUGAAGGAGAACGCCGGAACUCUCACCACAAUCAGUCUGAAGGACAACAUCAAAAUGUCCAACAUGAUCAGGCCCAGAGACAAGAUAAGGACUCUGAGAGACAUGAUACCGAUCCUCACUGUGGUCAGUCAGAGACAUUCCAUGGGGACUCCCACUAUGGCCAUUCUGAGAGACAAGACACAGAUUAUAGCUCAGAUCAGUCUGAGUCAGACAAUGAAUCUUCUAGUUCUAAUCAAAGACUGGGUUAUAAAUCUAGUCAUGAACAGCCCAAAGGUCAAGGAUAUGUCUUUGCCUUAAGUCAGUCUAAGAAGCCUGAGCAGACUUUUCAUUAUGGCCAGUCUAAAACAUCUGGACAACAAAGCAGUCAUGGUCAGUCUGGAAGAUUCCGAAAAGAUUCUUAUUCUAGUCAAACCAGUCAACAAGAAUCAGAUUCUUAUGAACAAUAUGGAAGUCAGCAUCAGAAAUCAGGCAACAGUCAGACAGAGAGACAAGGCCAGAAUUCUCAGUAUGGCCAGACAAACAAAAAAGGACAUAGUUCAUACCAUGAGCAGACAGAGGGACAAGGUCAGAGUUUCCAUUAUGGCCAGAAAGGCAGACAAGGUCAGAGUUUCCAACAAGGUCAGAAAGGUAGACAAGACCAGAGUAAAGGCAGGCAAGACCAGAGUCCUCACCGGGGUCAGAAAGGCAGGCAAGACCAGAGUUCUCACCAGGGUCAGAAAGGCAGACAAGACCAGAGUUCUCACCAGGGUCAAGACCAGAAUUCACACUGGCAUCGGACAGACAGACAAGGACAGAGUUUUCAUUUUGAUCAGGCAGGCAGAGAAGUCCAGGGUUCUCACCAGGGUCAGACAGACAGACAAAGCCAGAGUUCUCACUGUGGUCAGUCAGAGAUUGGAAAAACUGAAAAUCAAGGGCAAAACAGGCACUCUCUAGGGACUGAUAGAACAAGAAGAGACUCAUAUGUUGAACAAUCUGGAAGGUCAGGAAAACUAAGUCAGCAGAAUUCAAGAGAAGAAGUGAGUCAAACCCAGAGUCAGAGAUCCCAUGAUAGAAGGGAGCAGCAAAUCCAGCAGCAGACAUGGAAGCCUAAAGAGGACAACCAACACAAACUCUUAGCUCAGGUACAUCAAGAGCCAUACUCCCAUGAAGAGUAUGAUUGGCAAUCACAGAGCAGCGAGCAGGACCACUGCGGGGAGGAAGAAUAUCAAGACUGGGAUAGAGACAGUAUUGAGGAUCAGGAAAAUCUGUAUGAGAUGCAGAACUGGCAAACUCAUGAAGAGGAACAAAGCCAUCAAACAAGUGAUAGGCAAACCCACGUAGACAAGCAGAACCAGCAGAGACAACACAGGCAAACUCAUGAAGAAAAUCAUGAUCAUCAACAUGGGAGGCAUCAUGAAGAUGAGCACAAUCACAGGAGAAAAGAUCAUCAUCAACAAAGGGAGAGACAAACCCAUGAAGAAAAUGAGAAGUAUCAAGGAGGCCAAGACCAAUCCAGAAGCUUCCCCAACAGAGAAAAAUCCCACAUGAGUGAAGAUGACCAGUGUGAAGGGCCCCAGGGAAGACAUUUCCAUCCAACUCAUGGUGGUGGAAAGUCCCAAAGAAGAGAAAAAUCUGGAAACCACCCUACCAAACCAGCCAACUAUUCCAGCCCUUUGUACGACUAUGUCCAAGAACAGGCAGCAUAUCAGUACUAGGCUGUGUGAGCAUCAAGGUUAAAGCAGUUUGAAGCUAAAGAAGAAACCUACAUGCCAAUUCAUCUUUACUUCUGUUUAAAAGGUUGAAAUUAUAUGUCAUCUUUCUCUUUUUCCUCUGUCUACAAGAAUGCUUUUGAAGACUUGUAUACUCACUUUUGAAAUUUCAAUUUCUUGAAUAGCAAUUGCAUGGUUAGUUGGUUGGGUGGAGUAAAUUAGGGGAACUAAUCAAUCUUCAUUUUGAUCACUUUUUGGAUUUGAAUCAUCGCUAGUUUAUUUUCAGUUUAGGUGAUACCUAGUUGAAUCACUGAAUGGCAGAGCACUCUCCCUGAAAUUCAGAAACAGGGAAAAGUACACUAAAAACUUAUACUAUAUUUGAAGAAAGGGAUUUUGGACUUUGGUGAGCUUUGGCUCUUAUGGGUAAAAUAUCAGGAACCACAAGCUUCAUGGUCUAGACUUGGAUGAAACAGUGAGAAGCCCCUAUGGGAGCUAGAGAUCAUGGAGAGAUUCUCUGAUAUUAGCAUCUCUGACGCCUAGGCUCCUCUUCCUCCAUUGAUGGGUCAUGAGAAUUGACCAGACCCACUAAACCAUCACACAGAAAGAAAAUAUAUAUCUGUUUGAAGAUUCCUGGUAGCCCAGAUGAUCAAUUCUGAAAACCUUUCCAACAAAGACCAUAUGUAGAACAUGAAAUUAUAUUAAAUAUUCAAUAAAUGAUUGGUGA